Messenger RNA from Fusarium fujikuroi IMI 58289, 774 nucleotides. Its product is annotated as related to F1F0 ATPase complex assembly protein. The record is from RefSeq and is a predicted model, not a curated record. Bases 1 to 774 code for a protein of 257 amino acids. Gene Ontology annotation, biological process: mitochondrial proton-transporting ATP synthase complex assembly. The transcript is spliced from 2 exons. Gene Ontology annotation, cellular component: mitochondrial inner membrane. Lineage: Eukaryota; Fungi; Ascomycota; Sordariomycetes; Hypocreales; Nectriaceae.
AUGUUGCUAAGCCAAUUGAGGCUCCUCGAAGUUACGGAAAGCGACAAGAAGGACACUUCGUACCGAAACCCCUUCCUCGUCCGAUCGGAAUGCCCCUACCGCCUAAAGCUGGAGAGAACACUGGAAUUGAUAAUCGAUCGCUACGACAGCGACGGUAAAUCCUUCAUCGCGCCUCCACGCCUAUUCAAGGCCGAGCUGUCACUAUUCUUCCCCAACUUUUACGGCGAAACUCUAUUGAAGACGGAUAAAAACCCACGCGAUACUACACCACUCCUUACUGGCAAGGCAACAGUCGUCUCUUUCUUCAGCAGCCGCUGGGCUGAGCAGCAAGCUGCGACCUUCACAUCUAAGGAGGAAAACCCUGGGCUUCAUGAAGUGCUAAAUAAGCACCCGGGCACGACACAGAUUGUCAACAUCAACUAUGAAGAUAAUGCCGGCAAGGCGUGGCUAGUGCGUUUCUUUCUGGGUUCAUUGCGAAAGCAGUUCCCAGAGAAGGAUUGGGACAAAUACUUCCUUGUCCGACGAGGCGUUACCGACGACAUUCGCGAAUCCAUCGGUCUACUCAACAGCAAGGUCGGAUACGUCUUCCUUGUCGAUCAGUAUUGCCGGGUUCGGUGGGCGGGCAGCGGAACUGCUCAUCCCGUUGAAGCAGAAGGUUUGGCAAAGGGUCUCUCACGUAUAGUUGAUGAGAUGAGGAAUGAAGCAACCUUGCCCGCCACUGCAAAGGAGCAACAUCCAGGUAAACACCAUCUUGAGGUUCCGAAAAUGCUGUAA